This is a messenger RNA of Achroia grisella, 2550 nucleotides long. RefSeq lists its product as uncharacterized. The transcript is spliced from 4 exons. The record is from RefSeq and is a predicted model, not a curated record. NCBI's taxonomy places the organism in Eukaryota, Metazoa, Arthropoda, Insecta, Lepidoptera, Pyralidae. Gene Ontology annotation, molecular function: catalytic activity. The coding region runs from base 1 to 2550 and encodes 849 amino acids.
AUGGCCCCCGCACCUCCCCCCCCUCCCUCCGAGGGCCCCCCCAUCGAUUCGGGGGGAACAAAAGAAGGGGUGGCUGGAAAAGCCGGAACAAGAGUGGUGCCUGAAAAGGCUAUGUGUUUGGGCCCUAGGCCCGAUAUGGAUGCUCUAAAGGGCCGAGAAGAGAGGAUGGAAGUGGGGAACCCGACCCAGGAACAGGGACGCCCAAUGACCCGCUCUCGCUCCAACUCGGCGGUAAUAGAGUUUGUGCGCCCGUCGGACAUGGCUGCCGGGCGUAAGAAGAGACGCCUUGAUGACGGCGCUGAAUAUGACUCCGCAGACUCGAUGGCUAGCUCUGUGGACGUCGAGGAAGCGGCAUUAGCCGCGAAGAAAGGGAGAUCCCCCAAUGAAGGGAAUCUUUGCGCGGGCCUCGCGACGGCAAAAGUGGUCCUGGUUAGAAGCCGGCGCAGGGAGUUCCUAAAAAAUAGGGGCCCCCGCGAUCACACGGACCCCGCAGAGGUGUACAUACAUAAGGUCCGGGAGGCGAUUGUCGAAAAGACAACUGAGGCUAAGGCGGUCGUCAAGAAGUCGGGAAAUCUGAAGGGGACCUGCCAGAGGCAGAUAAAUGAUGCGCUGAAUGGCCUAGCAUCCCUGGCGGAGUCCCUGGAAGCGGAUCUCAUCCCGAGAUCGGUGACGCCACUACUGAGGAGGAACUCCGACAUCCAGUCGGAACUCCACAGACUCCAGAGGGAAAAUGAGGAGCUCAGGGCUAAGAUUGCCACUGCACCCUCGGCGGAAAGCCUGAGGCCGACACCGGCCUUCCAGCAUGCGGCACGUUCAUCCAAGAACGCAAAUGACUGGGACACGUUCAGGUCCCAGAUCAUGGAGGACGUUGGCCGCAUGAUGGAGCGGCAAACGGCGGAACUCAUGCGUCAAGUUAGGCAGCAUGAUAGCUCCACAGCGGCUAGACUUGGGGUUGGAGGACGAUGUCCCCAACUACAUGUACCGUCCCCCUCUCCAGAACGGGGACCGAAUCGAGGCGUACCGGCAAGAGGGGAACAUCAGACCUGGUGUUGCCCCCCAAGCCGGAACCAGCGGGAGCAAGGCGCCACAGUCAGCGCCGCGGGCGCAGACAAAGAAGGCGAGCGGGUCCCAUUCUCAGACCCAAUCGCAAAAGAAGGGGAAGGGGGCCCCCUCGCCAAACAAGUUGAAGGCCCCCCGCUCUGCGGCAGUAAUCCUCGCCCUCCGCAAGAAGCGGAGAAGGCCGGAGCGAGUUAUGCCGGCAUCCUUAGGGAGGCCAAGGCAAAAAUUGACCUGGCCUCACUAGGCAUUGAGGAGCUCCGUUUCAAGUCGGCGGCAACGGGGGCGAGGAUCCUUGAGAUCCCGGGUUCUCAGAGCGGGGAAAAGGCAGAUGCGCUAGCGCAGAAGCUGCGAGAGGUCCUCGGGGAAAACCCUGUGCAGGUCUCCAGGCCCACCAAAACCGCAGAGAUGCGGAUAAUGGGCCUGGAUGACUCGGUCACCCCUGAGGACAUCGCACAGGCGGUAUCCAGGGACGGUGAGUGUGCGCCCGAAGAGGUUAAGGCAGGGGAAAUCCGCCUUAACCCUUCUGGACUAGGCACAUGCUGGGUGCGGGCGCCGAUCUUAGUGGUCAAAAAGAUCACGACGGCCGCCCGCAUCAAGGCCACGUACGGAUGCGGUGCCCGCACGAGGGGGACCGCAGUGGCCUCUGCUUCAGGUGUAGCAGACCUGGUCACAAGGCCGCUGGCUGCACAGCCGCUCCAAGUUGCGCCAUCUGCCGGGAGGCGAGCAAGCCGGCGGACCAUUGGAUGGGGAGCAAAAAUUGCUCCCCAAACAGGCAAAAUAAGGCCAAGAAGGGGCCGGCACCCGCACCACCAGCGACAGCCGCCGUCCGUUCCGUCCUCUGACAAUUGGUUCGGCGACUACGACGGCCUCGUGGCUGUCAUUCGUACAGGGGGGAGUUCUGCCUCCCCUCCCUGCUUGCCUCUAUUCAGGGGCUCAGGGUACGUAGGUGUGAGUUGGGGGGAAAUCGCCGUCGUCGGAGUGUACUUCUCUCCCAAUAGGACUCUCGCCGAGUUCGAGGAAUACUUGGACGGGCUGGGAAUUGCAAUCAGUGUGCACCCAGCCCGUUCCGUGCUCGUCAUGGGGGGACCUCAAUGCCAAGUCUACGGCUUGGGCUCCCCCAUCACGACGAUACGAGGCGAGGUCCUAGAGGACUGGGCGGUGGCGUCCGGCCUUUCAAUCCUAAACGUGGGGUCGGUCGCCACUUGUGUGCGAUGGCAGGGGGAGUCUAUAGUGGACAUCUCCCUUGCCAGUCCAGCCAUCGCGCACAGGGUGCGGGGCUGGCAGGUGAUGGACGAGGUGGAGAGCCUGUCGGACCAUCGCUACAUAAGGUUCGACAUUCUCCCCUCGUCCGGAGCUCCGCACCCGGACCGCUCAGAGAGUGACACUUCGGCGUUCCCCAAAUGGGCAUCGAGACGUCUUAAAAGACGUGCUGGUGGAAGCUUCCAUAGUCCAGGCCUGGUUUCAAAUACCAUCCAGGCCUGUGGAGGUUGA